AUGAUAGUAGAUGCUGCAGUAGCUUUAUCGGAAAAGAUAUUCGAACAGGUCCACACUGCUCCAUCAGACAAGAAGAGCUGUUCUUCUAUCGCAAAAAUGUCUGGUUGUAUGCCGUUAGCAAUAAUCUGCAUAUCGGCCGCAGUGGCACAGCAGCUAUCACAAUCAGCAACAAAUCGAUUUGAUGUGGCAUUAUGCCAAGCAUUAAACGGAUUUGCAGAAAUUCCCUGUAUGAAACCGUUGGCUGAGAGUCUAGUCCUUGGCUACCACUGCCUUCCCCUGCAUCUGAAGACUUGCUUGCUGGAAUGCAGUAUAUAUCCCCCAAACCAAAGAUUCGAAAGGGAUGAUCUGAUCAGGAUUUGGAUGGACGAAGGUUUUGCUGACGAGGAACAAGCUCCUGGUUACUUUGAGGAGCUUGUCAAAUGGGGGUAUAUUUCGAUUUCCCUGGCUGAAGGCAUACGCCAUAGCCAGGUUGCCGAAUAUGAAAUUAGCGCUGUGGUACUAGCCUUCCUCAGCUCCCAGGCACAAGAACAUGACUUUGUCGCUUCGGCGGGGUAUUUCUCUAGCACAGAGUCCCUGUAUGGUCGACGACACCAUCGGAUAUCUGUCCAGGGAGGCCUGGGUUCAUGGGAUGUUUCAAGAUUGGAUUUCUCAUGCAUGCGCUCACUCGUGGUUUUCGGGCGCGCAAGUUUAAUACCAUUCGAUCGUUUGAGCCGCCUGCGAGUGCUGCAUCUUGACGAGGACACGAACUUGGAGGGUGCAGCAGAUCUAUACAAUUUCCCGGAUUUGGGCGAUGAUGAUCUGAUGGAUAUAUGUGAACUGCUUUUGCUGCUGAGGUACUUGAAACUGAAGGGCUGCAAAAUCACCAUGCUGCCUCCACAAAUUGGAGAACUGCAGCUUCUGGAGACUCUGGACGUGAGAGGUACAGGUGUCAGGGAGCUACCAAGGGAGAUCGGGGAGCUGCAGCGGCUGAAGACUCUGAAUCAGCUCAAGACUCUGAAUAUUAGCAACACCAAUGUCAGAGAGCUACCUUGGGAAGCUGGCCAGCGUUCCAACUCCAUCAGUGUGGUUGCCGGCGACAAGGAUUCCCCUAAAGUGGUGAACUUGCUUGAGGGCGCAGUGAACAAUUAUGCUGGGAACCUAUACCUGUGGAGAUUUAAGAUUCCCGGCAAACAUGUCAGUCUCCCUCCAUGGCUCAAUAAAGAAACUCUCAGCGACAUUUCAUCCUUAGAAAUCAAUCUAUGGAAACUGAGGGAGGAUGACCUCAAGAUUCUUCAGGAGAUGCCCAAGCUUCAGGUUCUUGCACUACAGGUCGAAGUUCUCCCCAGAAGAACCAUCACUGGUGCAGGGUUCUCAAGGCUGGAGAGCUUCUGUGUUGAUUGCCGGGUGCCACGACUGAGCUUCCAGAGUGAAGCCAUGCCGGUGUUGAAACAUCUUCAGUUCAACUUCUAUGCUUUCCGGGCAACCAAACAAGAGCCCAUGGGCAUCGUGCACCUCUCGAGCCUCCGAAGGGUCGAUUUCCGGGCGGUGGACGAGGCUGAGGCCACCGACGGCGACGAUGGGCGGCGGCAAAGGCAAGUCCAAGAAGCAACGUUCUUCUCCCUCCUUAGGUACCCAGGGAUUCCAUUCGUACCCGCUCUUGCGGUUGAGCCCAUCGGGGAGGAAGAGGGGAGGGAGUGGAAGAGGCGGGACAAGAAGGAGAGCAGGAGGAUCUGCCGAUAUGUCAGGGAGGAUGACGACGACAGGCACAAGAAGAGGAAGAAGAGGAAACACAGCGACAGGGGCAAAGGUUGGGCUCCUUAA
Messenger RNA from Miscanthus lutarioriparius, 1800 nucleotides. Lineage: Eukaryota; Viridiplantae; Streptophyta; Magnoliopsida; Poales; Poaceae. The record is from the annotation of a GenBank genome assembly.